Malassezia vespertilionis is the source of this 1098-nucleotide messenger RNA. RefSeq names its product glutamine amidotransferase subunit (gene DUG3). The coding region runs from base 1 to 1098 and encodes 365 amino acids. The record is from RefSeq and is a predicted model, not a curated record. Lineage: Eukaryota; Fungi; Basidiomycota; Malasseziomycetes; Malasseziales; Malasseziaceae. The transcript is spliced from 6 exons.
AUGUGCCGCUUGCUAGUGUUUAAAGGCACGGAACCUAUUUUACUUUCUCAUUUGCUCACAAGACCCGCGCAUAGCAUUAUCAACCAAGCAUUUGACUCGCGCCUUCGUGUCGAUCUAAAUCGUCCGAUCAAUGGUGACGGCUUUGGUGUAGGCUGGUACGACUCGGAAUGGGAUCCCGAACUUGGCGAUGCGCCGUGUAUCUUCACGAGUGUGACGCCCGCGUGGAACAAUACCAACUUACAUCGCCUUGCCGAGAAGAUCAAAAGCCCGCUCGUAUUUGGCCACGUUCGUGCUUCCACCGCAGGCGCACUGAGCGAGACUAAUUGCCAUCCAUGGCGCUACGGCCGGCUCAUGUGGAUGCACAAUGGCCAAAUUUCCGGAUUCAGCAAAAUUAAGCGGAGAUUGUUGGCCGCGCUGCCAGAGCCGCUCUUCCUGUUUCCGCAAGGGCAUACAGACUCGGAAUUUGCAUUCGCACUAUACCUGAGCCACUUGAAGGACCCAUCGAGCAUGAAAGAGUUUAGCUGCAAAGACUUGAAAGACGCAAUGCUCAACACGAUCCGUGAUAUUAAUAUUUGGUCGAAAGAGGCGGGCAUUGAGGAGCCGAGUCUGAUGAACUUUUGUGUGACGGAUGGACAGAGCAUCGCAUGCACGCGCUACGUCUCGAGCAAGACGGAUGAAGCUGCAAGUCUGUACUUUUCGACUGGCACGUCGUUUUACGAGCAUUCUGAAGGCGCAUACCGCAUGGUCAAGGCCGACCGUCGACAAAAGAUUGUCGUCAUAGCGAGCGAGCCUUUGACGUUUGAGAAAGGUAUGCACCGUUGCAUGAACUCACUCGCAGCCGACUGGAUGGAAGUCGAAUCCAACACCAUCUUGUGCAUCACGCCCAACAUGAAUGUGCUCCAAUACCCGAUACUCGACGAGUAUCACAGCCCACGCUCGCAAAUGCAUGUACGCAAUCCCAAUUUUGCAAUGCGUGCGGGAUUCCACCCCAAUACACAUAUCGCACCCGAGAUCCGCGAGCACAUUCAAACCGACUCGGUCUGUGGUUCCGCAGUGUGCUCUGAUGUAGGCACCUCUGAAAUUCUUCCAGAGGGCUAA